CAGGCCAAGUUAAACGUAAAGUGUGUCAGCGCCAUGUUUAUUUACAAGGCCACACGUUUUGACUCCCUCCUCCAGAUGGCGCUUGAAAGGGAACCCGAUUGCGUAGUAACACAGAGCUGGCCGGUAGACGAUGUCGAAAUCUGCACGCCUUACAAAAUAUCCUCCAAAGAAAGUUCACUGCAAGCUGUUCAAGUGUGCACUUCAAUGACACAAGAUUUAAAUUCCCCCGCUGACCCUGGUUCUGAAAUGAGUGCAGAGAGUGAUAAGGGAUCACUCACGUCUUUCCUGCUCAACUUUGACCCCAACUCUUACAUGGCGCCUAAAGAGACUGAAAAACAGGUUGUCUUUUAUCACGCCAACUGCUCUGCUGAUGAAUGGUCGGCUCCAGACGGGCGCUGCCUACCUCUGCAGUGCUCACCUGGAAAACUGCUCAUCAAUUCAAGCUGCAGUUCUGCUUUAAAGAUUAAUGCACUCGAGUAUAAGCUACGCCUUUGGUUAACCUUUGUUGAGCCGCCUUCGACAAUAUGGAAAUUGCAGUAUUAUCCUUGUCAUUACUUGAUGAAAGCUGUCAGUAAAAAGUUUCAGCUAUGGUUUGCAAACUAUCAAGUUAGCUUCAAAAUUACUACUGAAUUUUUUGCAAUUUCUCAUGGUUACCAAGAAGGUUUAAAAAUCGAUUCCCUCCCUUGCUUAAUUCGGGUGGAUGCUAGGCUAAAAGGACCAGCUAAUGUCUCCAGAGAUGAAUUUGAAUCUCUAGUUUUAGACAGUUGGAUGAAUGGGCAGGUAACAUUAGAGGAAGGGAGACAAUUAAAUCUGACAUUUCAGCCAUCAGAUGCGACGUCGAGAAAAGAUGCGUUUGCGUCUUGUUACGAGAUGAGAAAAAAUCAUUCUGACGUCUAUUGUGAUAGCGACACCGCGUGCUCAUGGCCUGACAAAAGUGUUGUUACCAAGGAGAUGCUAAUACCACUAAACAAUAUACUUACAUGUGGUCACGUGACAUUCAACACUUCUGAAUACGAACUAAAUGUAUUGGACGACGCUUCGCCUCCUGACUUCACAGUGACACUAGAUCUUAAUGUCACAAAAGUGACACUUUCAGAGGCUAAAGAUCUAAACCAACUUCUCAUCGAGGAGAGCGGAGAACUGAAAGUGUGCUGGGAGAUUUUGGAGAAAAAAUUAAAGGAAAUUCAAGACGCUGACAAAUCUUUAAAGAAGGAAUCUAAUGUUGCACUAUACGCAGUGAGCCUAGCUUGUUCUGUGGUGUCACUUGUCUGUCUUGUAUUAACCAUUAUGACUUACCUCAUACACCCCAUUUUGAGAACCUUUGCAGGCAAGAACAACAUGAUGCUGUCACUGAGUCUUCUGUUGGCGCAGACAUCACUUCUAGCAGCUGCCCACAUUAAACAUUUAGACAACGUGUGCAUAUUUCUGGGCAUUUCAACUCACUUCCUGUGGCUGUGGAUGUUCUCAUGGACUUUCAUCUGUAGCCUGGACAUGUUCCUGGUGUUCACUGCCAAGACUCGAAGUUCUUGCUGUCAAGAUGAUUACAAGUCCUUCAUCAAGCGAUGUCUCGUCUCCGUGUCUUUUCCAGCAACUGUGGUUUCUGUCGUAGUAGCGGUCACUUACAAUCAGACCAGUGGUCAAGAUAUUGGUUAUGGAUCAGUAAGAUGCUGCUUGGAUUCCAUUCUCUUAACUGGUGUCGCAUUAGCCGGUCCUCUUCUCGUCAUUGUCUUUAGUAAUACAAUCUUCUUCGUCACUACCGUUGUCAAGAUACACAAAGUUCGACAACUCAAGACAUCUGACUUGAAGAAGGAGGAACAGAGUAAUCUCAUUGUCUACGUCAAGUUGUCGGCCAUGACAGGCGUCUUUUGGCUUCUGGCUACAAUCGCACAAGUGUCACAAAACAACUACUUUGAAUUUAUCGUGGAGCCAAUCAACGGCCUCCAAGGUGUUUACAUCUUCAUGUCCUACGUCUGCAACAGACGUGUGCUCAGGUUGUACCUUCGUAAGGAAGAGGUCAAGGCCACCAAAACCAAUUCGAUGACUCUUACUUGAAAAGAAAUUGAGAAAGAGAAAUUAUAAUUAAUAGUUUACUUCAUAAUGCACGUCAUGGACCUAUUCUUUUAAAACAUAUUAUUUACUAAAACAUGUUAAUGCAUUAUUUAAUUCGUCCUGUUAUUUUAAUUAUUUAGGUCUACUAAAUAGAGCACAGUAGAGAGAUAUACCUAAGAAACCUUAGCGGGGCCCUUAUCCGUAGAAGACAGCUAUGCCUCACCUAAAAUAUUUGAGCAUUAAUUUUAUGUUCAAAGAUUGGCUGGGUCAUUUCUUUUUCUUUAAAUAUUGUUCUGGUUAUUCAAGGAACUAUGCUAAUUAUAUAUAUAUAUUGUUCUAAACCUAUUCGCGACGCAAAAGGGUUAACUGUGUGUGACAUGCCGACAUAUGUGACACAGGCCAAUAAUACAGUUUAGCGUCCUAUAUCGAAGGGCAAGGAACAGUACUGGCAUAAACUUUGCACGUGAAUAGGACCCGGGUUAUGGUCAUCUGAUCAUAAGCCUGCAUGGACCAGAGACACAGAGUGUGUAAGGCAGUGCAGUUCAAGACAGGACAGCGAGUAGACCGGGACUGUUAGUCUGCCAUGAAGUCGGUCCUGGUGGAGUCCUGAAGUGAAUGUACGAGUCCAGGGAGAGAUAGAGACAGUAGAGUUAAUUAGUUUAGAACAGUAUAGCAUUUUUAGUGUUGAUGUAUUGCCAAUUGUGUCAUAUUGGCUGUUUUAAUUGACCAUUAUUAAAGCACCAGAUUAUUUGGAGCUCUUGUUGUCAGGUUCUUGAUGUGCUAGAUGUGCUGUGUUGUGUUUAGCAGUGGUUACAGAAGGCCUGAUGAGGAGAGAUCGUAACAAUAUAUAUAUAUAUAUAUUAGUUACUGAAUAUUACUUUGUUUCUACCAAAUAUUUUAAACAAUUAUAAAAAAGAAAAAAGAUACUAUAAUUAAGAAGAGUGUAGAUCCUGUAUUUUAAUGAUCUCGCAGUCCCAACUGCUCCGUGUGGAU
Biomphalaria glabrata is the source of this 3042-nucleotide messenger RNA. RefSeq lists its product as uncharacterized. Bases 34 to 2052 code for a protein of 672 amino acids. Gene Ontology annotation, biological process: cell surface receptor signaling pathway; G protein-coupled receptor signaling pathway. The transcript has 8 exons. Gene Ontology annotation, molecular function: G protein-coupled receptor activity. NCBI's taxonomy places the organism in Eukaryota, Metazoa, Mollusca, Gastropoda, Planorbidae. The record is from RefSeq and is a predicted model, not a curated record. Gene Ontology annotation, cellular component: membrane.